Molecule: messenger RNA, 1802 nt
Organism: Salvia splendens (bonfire salvia)
Lineage: Eukaryota; Viridiplantae; Streptophyta; Magnoliopsida; Lamiales; Lamiaceae
Product: S-type anion channel SLAH3
Exons: 4
Coding region: 29-1693 (554 amino acids)
Biological process (GO): intracellular monoatomic ion homeostasis; transmembrane transport
Cellular component (GO): membrane
Molecular function (GO): voltage-gated monoatomic anion channel activity
Source: RefSeq, a predicted model, not a curated record
CAAAAUUAAGAAAUUAGUUGAGAGAGAUAUGACGAAGGAUGAAGAGCUUCCUUCACUGAUCAAAGCCAUCAGCGACCACGAGGUUGCUGGUUUUGAUGGCGUAGAAGACCCCCACGCAUCACUUUCUGGAAUCGAAGCAGCUGAAAUCGAGACGCAUUCUGUUUCGAUCAGCAUGCCGCUUUCACCUCUCAAGCACAAAACAAAGAGAGUUCUGUUCGACGACGACAGCACAAAUCUGGCCUCUGCUCCAACCACCAUGUUUUACUCCCAACCAAUCCCAAAACCCUCUGCCCUCCACCAGGCCAUCACCAACGGCAAAUCCGUCCCGCUCCCGCCUCGAAUCUACAAGCUCAGAGACAAGAGGUACGACUCUUUCAAGACAUGGUCGGGCAAACUCGAGCGGCAGCUCACCAAUCUCCGCGGCGGCCGCCCUCGCGAACGAGACUCUAACCGCGUCGAAAUGGGAAGCGUCCCUGUAGACCGAUACUUCGACGCCUUAGAGGGCCCAGAACUAGACGUCUUGCGUCCGUCGGAGGAAAUACUUCUGCCGGAGGACAAGCUUUGGCCGUUCCUUCUCCGGUUUCCGGUCUCGUCGUUCGGUAUCUGCCUGGGCGUGAGCAGCCAAGCCAUCAUGUGGAAGACGAUAUCUUCUACGGAAUCCACAAGGUUUCUCCACAUAAGCCCGCACAUAAACCAGGUGUUCUGGUUCAUCUCCAUCGCGUUGAUCGCGGCCGUGGCUGCCAUCUACGCGCUAAAGCUCGUCUUCUACUGGGAAGCCGUCCGCCGCGAGUACCACCACCCGAUCCGCGUCAACUUCUUUUUCGCUCCGUGGAUCGCGCUCCUCUUCCUCGCGAUGGGAAUCCCGCCGUCGAUCAAUAAAACUCUGCCGAAACCGCUCUGGUACGUCCUAAUGACUCCCAUCUUCUGCCUCGAGGUGAAGAUCUACGGCCAGUGGAUGUCGGGAGGCCAGCGGCGGCUGUCCAAGGUGGCAAACCCCUGCAACCACCUGUCAGUGGUCGGAAACUUCGUCGGCGCCUUGUUAGGGGCGUCGAUGGGGAUAAAAGAAGGGCCUAUUUUCUUCUUCGCCAUUGGAUUGGCUCACUACACUGUUUUGUUUGUGACGCUCUAUCAGAGACUUCCGACGAACGAGACGCUUCCCAAAGAGCUUCAUCCGGUCUUCUUCCUCUUCGUUGCUGCACCUAGCGUCGCGUCCAUGGCGUGGGCGAAGAUGGUCGGGUCUUUCGAUUUCGGGUCGCGGAUCGCCUACUUCAUCGCCAUGUUCCUCUAUCUGUCCUUGGCGGUCCGAGUGAAUUUCUUUAGAGGGAUAAGAUUCUCGCUGGCGUGGUGGGCGUACACGUUUCCGAUGACGGGAGCAGCGAUCGCGACCAUAAGGUACUCGAGCGCGGUGGAUAACGCGGUGACGAAGACGUUUGCGGUGAUACUGUGCCUUGUGGCGACGUUUAUAGUGGCGGCGCUGCUUGUGGUAACGGUGAUCCAUGCCUUUAUAUUAGGGGAUUUGUUUCCCAACGACAUGGCCAUUGCUAUAAGUGAGAGGAGGCCCAAAUCAUCCACCACCACGCGGAGAUGGUACCACAGGCGAGCAGCCAGCUCCGACGCCACCGUCGACCACUAUCUUAAGUUUUCCGAUCCCAAAGACGCCGACGUGGUGGAGACUCAACCAGCUGAACCCUGAGAUGAGGACUAAAUCUUUUUUUUUCUUGAGUUCUAAUAAACCUUUUGUAAAAUAGUAUGAGGGAUUUUUGUCGAGCAUAAUUGGAAUAUUGACGUGUCAUCAAAUGUUA